Messenger RNA from Recurvomyces mirabilis, 264 nucleotides. RefSeq lists its product as uncharacterized. The transcript has a single exon. Lineage: Eukaryota; Fungi; Ascomycota; Dothideomycetes; Mycosphaerellales; Teratosphaeriaceae. The record is from RefSeq and is a predicted model, not a curated record. The coding region runs from base 1 to 264 and encodes 87 amino acids.
AUGGACGAGAUACUUGCCAACAAGAUCGAUUUCGAGGCCCUUCUGGACACACGCAUCUACAGCUCCUUCAGCAGCGACCGAGAGCGACCCCAGGAGGAACCGAGCCUCGUGUUCACGAUAGUUUUGGAGAUGCGUUGGGUGUUUGUGAAGUUGUUGGUUGAGACUGUGGCGACGGUGCAGGGGGUGGUGGGUGUGGAUGUGGAACCGUGCUCGGGACCAGUGCUUGAGCGGCUUUUGGACGAGGAGCGGAAGGGUUUGUUGUAG